UACAUAUUGGUGUUAAGAAAAAAAAUUAUAUUAUUCUAUGAUCGCUCUUUCAAUGCUCGAGUUACUAUCUGUCAUCGUUGUCACGUUUCUUUUCAAGUCGCAAGUACAUUGAGGUUACUGUUGAGUGUUUGUUAAAUCAAAAUGUCGGAAUCAACUGCUACCAUCCGUACGCGGAAAUUCAUGACCAACAGAUUGUUAUGUCGCAAACAAAUGGUCGUUGAUGUUCUCCACCCAGGACAGCCUUCGGUUAAAAAAACCGACAUCAGGGAGAAGUUAGCUAAAAUGUACAAAGUUACCCCAGAUGUAGUCUUCGUUUUCGGUUUCAAAACGAAUUUCGGAGGUGGUAAAUCAACUGGGUUCGCUCUAAUUUAUGAUACUUUGGAUUUCGCUAAAAAAUUUGAGCCAAAACAUAGGUUAGCAAGGCAUGGUUUGUAUGAAAAGAAAACACAAACCAGGAAACAACGUAAAGAAAGGAAGAACAGAAUGAAGAAAGUUAGGGGUACCAAAAAAACUAAAGUUGGUGCUGCAGCCAAGAAGGGAGGCAAAAAAUAAUUUUUCAACAUAUUAUUAAUUUUAUGGAGAACGUCGGAAAAACAUGAUUCUGUACAAUAUUUUAACAGCCAAGGACCUGAAGAUAUUGCACAUAUUGAUGUUUUGAUAAUUUAAUAAAAAAUAAAACU
Harmonia axyridis is the source of this 680-nucleotide messenger RNA. It is a transcript of the gene RpS24, whose product is annotated as 40S ribosomal protein S24. Gene Ontology annotation, biological process: translation. Lineage: Eukaryota; Metazoa; Arthropoda; Insecta; Coleoptera; Coccinellidae. Bases 142 to 552 code for a protein of 136 amino acids. The transcript is spliced from 5 exons. Gene Ontology annotation, molecular function: structural constituent of ribosome. Gene Ontology annotation, cellular component: ribosome. The record is from RefSeq and is a predicted model, not a curated record.